Messenger RNA from Knipowitschia caucasica, 594 nucleotides. The record is from the annotation of a GenBank genome assembly. NCBI's taxonomy places the organism in Eukaryota, Metazoa, Chordata, Actinopteri, Gobiiformes, Gobiidae.
AUGUCGCAAAGGGAGGAGUUUCGGUGGAUGAUGCUGAGGAUCAAACGAAUGGCCGAGCCUUGGAUCAGCGCCACACGGUCCCUGGUACAGAAGCAGAACCUGAAACAUCGACGCCGAAAGAAGGUCCUGGUCCACUUGGGGCUCCUGACCAAAGAGUCGGGUUUUAAGAUCGCGGAGAACGCCUUCAGCGGGGGUCCCCUGGGGGAGCUGGUGCAGUGGAGCGACCUCAUCACUACACUCUACCUGCUGGGUCACGACGUCCGCAUCUCUGCCUCCAUCGCCGAGCUCAAAGAGAUCAUGCGUAAGGUGAUGGGGAACAAGUCCACGUGUCCCACACAAGGAGACAAAAUCGUGGAGCUCAUCUACAUCGACAUCGUGGGACUCACUCAGUUCAAGAAGACGCUGGGACCGUCCUGGGUCCACUACCAGUGCAUGCUGCGGGUCCUGGACUCGUUUGGGACCGAACCUGAGUUUAACCACGCCCACUACGCCCAGUCCAAAGGCCACAAGACGCCCUGGGGCAAGUGGAACCUCAACCCCCAACAGUUCAACACCAUGUUCCUUAAUGGAAAAUCAUCUCCGGGAUUAAAGUAA